Messenger RNA from Vanderwaltozyma polyspora DSM 70294, 4683 nucleotides. RefSeq names its product SAGA histone acetyltransferase complex subunit SPT7 (gene SPT7). Lineage: Eukaryota; Fungi; Ascomycota; Saccharomycetes; Saccharomycetales; Saccharomycetaceae. Bases 1 to 4683 code for a protein of 1560 amino acids. Gene Ontology annotation, cellular component: SLIK (SAGA-like) complex; SAGA complex. Gene Ontology annotation, biological process: regulation of transcription by RNA polymerase II. The record is from RefSeq and is a predicted model, not a curated record. Gene Ontology annotation, molecular function: structural molecule activity; protein heterodimerization activity. The transcript has a single exon.
AUGAUAAUCAACGAUCAGCUUCCUAUAGUUAACUAUCAGAGGGCUGAUCCUAAAUCUCUGUUAAAGUUAACGGAAAAGUUGGCUAACGAUUCAUAUUUAGACGCUUAUUUGUCAUCUCAUCAAUUAAUUAUUUUAGAAAGAUUACUAUCGAUUAAAGAUGAAGAUAAAAAAUUAAUGAUUUGGAAUGAAUUGAUGAAUGGUAAUAUUCUUUUAAAUGUCGUAAAUGUAGAGUCUGGACAGAAAGAUGCCAUAAUAGAAACUAAUCCUGAAAAUAAUACUUCUUCUAAUAGUACAACUAAAUCAGCUUAUUCAAAUAAUGGUGAUAAUGAAAAUGACACCAACAGUUUGACAGAUAAAGUAAACGGAGUUGCCACAGAUAAUAAUAAUAUUGCAUCACAUGAAGGGGAAAAAAAUAUCAGCCUGAAUUCAGUGAAAGAUCCGAAUUCGGAUGAUCUGUCGACUUUAGAUUUAGAAGAGUUCAUUCAGCAUAUAAAUUCAAACUCUUUCAUCGGAAAUCUUUCUUUAAAAUUAAGAUAUGUUCUAUGGCAAUGUGCUGUAGACUUGUUAUAUAAUAAAGUCGAAGAUUUAGAAAAUGAACAAGAGAUUGAUGAUAACUCAAAUCAAGUCGAUGUUUUAGAUUAUGUAUUAUUAGAUGAAUACAAGGAUUCACAAGAUGUAGAUACAGCAUUUGAUACCGAAGGUGCGAACAAUAACUUGUUUGAGGAUUCAAAAAAUUCGGAGUCAAAAGCUGACGAAGAUGAUUACGAUGUUGAAGAUCAAGAUGACGAUAACUACGAUUCCGAUAGCAAUGACGAUAAAGAAACAAACAAGAGCAAAGAUAAUUCUGAAACGAUUAGUGAUAUUAGCUUAGAUACUAAUGAACAUGGAAGCUUGGUGCUUACUUUGCAUAUAUCAAAAGAAAUAAUUGCCAAUAUGAAAAAUAAUAAUAUAGAGAAGAUGAUAGGAAAUUGGGAUAGAAUUUAUCAUAGUUACGAAUAUGAUAAAGAUACAAUGCUAAAAAGGUUACGGUUAGAAGAAAGUGAUAAAUUAAUGGAAACGUCAAAAGGAAAAAAAAGAAAAUUCAAUGAAACAGAAGAAACUGAAAUAAAAGAAGAGAAUAUCAAUAGUAAUAAUGAGAAAUUAGGUUCAUCUGAAGGAGAUAAUUCGGUAGUAAUUCAUACUGAUGGUAAAAGACCUAAACAUGAUCCGGUAAAUUUACCAGUAGCUUUAGGAGCAGCAAACCUCUCUUUAAAGUAUUUAAUGAGCUCUAUCCAAGAAAACAAAGUCAAAUUAAAUAUGUCAGAUUACGAAUUAAAACAUUUGAUAAUGGAUGUACGAAAAAAUAGAUCCAAAUGGAGUUCUGACGAAAGAAUCGGACAAGAAGAAUUGUACGAAGCUUGUGAAAAAGUAGUAUUGGAAUUGCGUAAUUACACAGAGCAUUCGACGCCUUUCUUAAAUAAAGUGAGUAAAAGAGAAGCUCCAAAUUACCAUCAAAUAAUCAAAAAGUCGAUGGAUUUGAAUACAGUUUUAAAAAAAUUGAAAGGUUUCCAAUAUAAUGCAAAGCAAGAGUUUGUAGAUGAUAUAAUGCUAAUUUGGAAAAAUUGUUUAACUUUUAAUUCCGAUCCAUCUCAUUACCUAAGAAGCCAUGCAUAUGCCAUGCAAAAAAAGUCACUUCAAUUAAUACCACUGAUACCUGAUAUUGUGAUAAGAAACCGUGCAGAUGUUGAGAAAGAACUAGAAAAUAUGGAAAAAGAUAAAGAAGAUGAUGAUGAAGAAGAGGAAGAAGAAGUAGCUGGCUCAGGUAGAAAGGGUUUAAAUAUGGGUGCCCAUAAACCAGCUAUAAUUCAAGAUCCAAGUCAGGUAGAAGAAUUGCAGGAUACAUCUAUAAAAACUAAAGGUAAUACAGAAAAACCAGAUAAUGAGAACAAUUUGGAUAAAGAUCUCAGAAAUGAAAAAGAUAUAGAAGAUGAUGAAAAACAGCCUACAGAAGGACAACCAGUUGCAUCAAAUAAUUAUUCAUUAGAUGAAUCAAAGGAUGCUGCCGAAAUAACAUCUGAGAAAACAACAACUGGGGCAGAAUCACAAUCAAAACCAGAAUUGAAGGAAACAGAUGAUGAUUCAUCAUCUAAGAAAGAGCAGAAAGAGGAAGAAAAGCAGGAAAAGCAGGAAGAGCAGGAAGAGCAGGAAGAGCAGGAAGAACAGGAAGAACAGGAAGAACAGGAGGAACAGGGAGAGAAGGAAGAAAUACAUGAAGACUCCAAAGAUAAAUUAGACGAGAAAUCUAUUACUGUUGAUAAUGACAAUAAUACUGAAACUGGUAGAGAAGAAACUUCAAAAGAUGAAGGUAAAGAGAAUGAGAUAGAAAAAAAAUUAUCGGAGCAAGACGGCCAAGAAGCAGGUGAUGAAGAUGAAGAAGAAUAUGAUGAUGAGGAUGAAUCUGAUGAAGAUGCUGGCAGUGCGGAGUCUUAUUUCGCAGAAGGUGAUGAUGAUAAAGAUGACAUAGAAAUCUCUAUAUGGAAGUCUUUAACCGCCAAAGUUAGAGCAGAGGUUUGUAUAAAUAGAUCAGAGUACUUCAAAGAUGGGCAUUUGAAUAAUGAAUCAAUUGCUUUCUUGAAAAACCCUCAUAAGAUGAAGUCAUUCCAUGAAAAAUUUAUAGAGUUUAUCGAACAAAAGAACCAAGAAACAAAUAGAAAAAAUGACGAACAACAAUCUAUGAUGAAAAAUGGAUUUGGCGCAUCCGUUAAACAGGAAGAGGAAGAACUUCAAUUAGGAUUAGAUCAAAAAGGGAAUGGAAAUGAUAUAAUUGAAAAAGAAUUCGAUGAUUUGGAGAUUGACAACGUUUCAUUUUUACAAGAGUAUGAUAUCGUGAAUGCAGUACCUAUGGUCUCCUUUUCUGGUGUAAGUACAAAAUUACUUGAUAAAAUUGAAAAUGCUGCUGUUAAUGAAAUGUUGGCAAAAGGUGUUACCGAAAAUAAAUCCUUUACUCCUGCUUAUAAAAUGGGAUUAACACCUAAACUUGAUAAAAAUAUAACUUUGAUUCAACAAAUCAGACAAACCUGUCAUAAAAUUUCAUUAAUUAGGAUUCUUCAAAGCUCUGCAUAUAAUCAAAGUUCCAGAUCUACAUUUAACAGCAAUAGAAUGAUAUCCUCAAGUAUCUCCAAAAAUAACGUUUUGCUGGAUGAUGUAUCUUUAGACCCUGUAUCUAUGUUAGAAACACACGGCUAUAAGUUUGAUAAACCAUUGAUUGAUACAGUAUUGCGUAGAAAUGUCUCCAAAUUGGCGAUGUCUAGUGGUUUUGAAUCCACCCAACCUUCUGCAAUUAAUAUGUUAUCAGAGAUCACAGGAGAAUAUUUAUCCAAUCUGAUUCGUACCUUAAAGUUACACAAGGAAAGCAAUUCACUAAAUUUGAAAACAGAACAAGAUAUUUUAUCACUUACACUUUUAGACAAUGGAAUUGAUAGACCAGAUGAACUUUAUACAUAUCUAGAAUCUGAGUUUGGUAAAAAAACUAAAAAGUUGCAAGAUCUAAAGAACAAACUCGAAAAUUUCUUAAAAGAUUUGUUGAGACCUACUUUGCAGGAACUAUCCGAACGUAACUUUGAUGAUCAAAGUCAAAGUUUUAUGACUGGUGAUUUCGCUUCUGAUCUUACUGGUGAAGAUUACUUCGGUUUUAAGGAGCUUGGUCUGGAGAAGGAAUUUGGAGUAUUAAGUUCUUCGGUCCCAAUACAAUUAUUAACGUUCCAAUUCCAAUCUGCUGAUGCAGAAGCCAAGGUUCAAGUUAAUAAAAUACAACCCGAAGAACAUGAGAAUAUUAAAUAUACGAUCCUCACAAAAGAUCAAGUAGAAAACAGUACUUAUUGGAAGACACUAAUGCCGCUGUUGCAGAAGUCGUUAGAUAAAACUAAUAUUUACAACACAAAGUUAAUGAAAUCUGCUGCGACUGGUGAUGAAAAUUCUGAGCAAAUCCCUAUCAUAGAUCCCGAUCUUAUUCUUGAAGACGAUAAGAUUCUUAUUAAGGGAAAACCUGUUUCUAAACCGAGAAUACCGCCAACAGGUAAGAUCAAUAUUACAAUCAAGAAGAAAUUGCUAUCCGAAGCAUUCAUAUUGCCAGAAAUGGAAGAAGAACAAGAUGUUUUAAUGGAAGAUUUUUCUACAGCAAGCAUCGAAGAUUCGUUGGCUUCCGAAAAGGUAAUUAACAAAGAUACUAUUGAAAAUGGUAUCACUGAUAAUUCAUCUGGUAGAAAACCUAAUAAUGUGAAUGGAGGCACUAGCGGAGAAAAUGAUGCAGAAGACAAUGAUAAUGAGGUUGACGAUGAGGAAGACGAAGAAGAAGAAGAAGACGAAGAAGAAGAUGGCAAUGAUGUUGAAGAGGAAGACGACGACGAUGACGUUGAAUUGGGUGAAGAUGAAGCAGAAGAUGAUGACGAUGACGACGAUGACGACGAAGUUGAUGAGGAAGAUGAAGAGGAUGACAAUGAAGAGAAUGAUACUAAUAAUCAGAAUGAAAUAAACGAGACCAUUCCCUCAAAAAUUUCAGGAAAUCAUGAGUCAAAUAAAGAUAACAAUGUCUCCGAAUCACCUGGAAGGGAGAAUAGUAACUUAAAUCUAGACAACUUAUUCGAACAAGAAACUUCUCCUUCAUCAUCUUCAAUGAACUUAGGCCUAAGAAGAUUGGAUGACUGA